AGAAAAAAACGAACCACAUAAACGACACAUUACAUACCGAAACACGAACUUCGUUUCAUUUACAAAACUAUACCUAACCGGAGCAGUCACAAACCUCCAUCUCCGGCCACCGUCAUCACCGCCACAAACGACUUACCUCACCCUUUCAUCUUCACCAGCGCAACCCUCGGAAUGGCUAUGCAACAAUUUGAUCAGUAUUACCACUACCAACAAGACGAACGGAGCAACAUCAACACACUCUUCGUCUCCGGUCUCCCAGACGACGUGAAAGCGCGUGAGAUUCACAACCUCUUCCGCCGUCGCCCUGGCUUCGACUCUUGUCAACUCAAGUAUACCGGCCGCGCCAACCAGGUUGUUGCUUUUGCUACGUUUUUCAAUCAUCAAGCAGCAAUGCAAGCGUUGCACUCCCUAAAUGGUGUGAAAUUUGAUCCUCAAUCUGGAUCUGUUUUACAUAUUGAACUUGCCAGAUCAAACUCUAGGCGGAAGCGAAAACCAGGUGGUGGAGCUUACGUGGUUAUAGACAAAAGGUCAAAGGGGGAAGCCAAUGUUCAGGGAUCGUCAAGUGAUGAUGGUGAAAGUGACCCUGAUGAACCAUCAGAAAAUGGCAGCAACCAUGGCGAUAUAGCAACCGCGCAAAGUGGUGAUGCAGUUGUUGGUUCUGACAAUCAUGUACCUGUGGCAAGGGCGCAACAUGGAAAGGGUGGUGGUGAUGGAGGACCAUGUUCCACUCUUUUUAUUGCAAAUCUUGGUCCAAACUGCACUGAGGAUGAAUUAAAGCAAGCUUUAUCUGUGUAUGCUGGAUUCAACUUGGUCAAAAUGCGUUCUAGAGGAGGAAUGCCUGUAGCAUUUGCUGAUUUUGAGGAAAUUGAUCAAGCUGUUAAGGUCAUGGAGGAGCUUCAGGGAAGCUCGCUUCCAUCAUCAGAUCGGGGUGGCAUGCACAUAGAAUAUGCAAGGUCUAGAAUGAGGAAGAAGCGAUAGAAUAAAUUGGAGCUAGACCAUUUCUGGAUAAUUUGGGUUCGAUAUAAAAGGAAAUAUUGUGUUCCCUCUGAGUAGUUGCAAUUUAUAGAAAGGUUGGUAAGAUGUACCAUUUGCAAUUUACAAAAUGAGUACAGCAGACAGUUAUGUCUGAACCAUGUAAUCUGUUAGAAUUAAUUGAGGACAAUUUUUCAGCAGCGAGAGCAACACUAUCUUUAGUAAACAAUUUGUUCUAUCGUACGAAACAAGUUUGUCUAUGUAUUUUCCCAGCAUCACUAUUUAAGAUUGUGAAUCAAUAUAUGUAAA
This is a messenger RNA of Medicago truncatula (barrel medic), 1281 nucleotides long. RefSeq lists its product as uncharacterized. The record is from RefSeq and is a predicted model, not a curated record. NCBI's taxonomy places the organism in Eukaryota, Viridiplantae, Streptophyta, Magnoliopsida, Fabales, Fabaceae. Gene Ontology annotation, molecular function: RNA binding. Bases 172 to 978 code for a protein of 268 amino acids. The transcript has 10 exons.